This is a messenger RNA of Colletes gigas, 2918 nucleotides long. RefSeq names its product dynein axonemal intermediate chain 7-like. Lineage: Eukaryota; Metazoa; Arthropoda; Insecta; Hymenoptera; Colletidae. The coding region runs from base 245 to 2605 and encodes 786 amino acids. Gene Ontology annotation, molecular function: beta-tubulin binding; microtubule binding. The record is from RefSeq and is a predicted model, not a curated record. Gene Ontology annotation, cellular component: axoneme. The transcript is spliced from 14 exons.
AAAAAAAAGAAAUUUAAUUUUUUGGCGGUUCACAGUAGAAGAUUCUCUUCGAAUACGGUUAAUUUAUGAACAAAUCUAAAAUUUUUAUUCGUCAAUCGCGAAUUGUCGCACAUCCCCGGCAGGUUUGCGUCGCGCGAACGCCGCAGACGAUCUUGGAAACGACAUCGUGUUCGAUCCUCCUCGAUCUCGAUCGAUGUAGAAAGCCGCGGAGCAGAUCACGGACGCGUCACCGCGUUCCAGAGCCAUGAAACGAAAGGCGCGAAAACCGUCGCCAAAGACGGAAGUCGCGUCAGUUGUCGGCGACGACGCCACUGUCGCCAGUGGCGUCGAGGAUGCUAGGAACAUCAGGGAUCGGAUGAUAAAGGAUAUGCAAGAGGAGGUCCGGUUGGAACAGUAUUACGAGAAACAAAAGGCGGAAUUGGAGGCUCUGGAGGCGGCGAAUCGCGAAAAUCAGCUGAAAAAGACACGCGAGGUGCUUGCUCAGCACUGGUCAGCGUACACGAAGAACGCUCGUAUCUUGGAAGAAGCAGAAAACUGGGACAGAUACAUGACUUGUGACGGUCUGCCAGAUCCUGGAUCGCUGUCUGACAUGAAUACGUUCUUGUUCCUUUGGACGAUAGAGCACCAGACUACGACUAUGGAUGAAAUGGCGGACAGAUGUCACGUAAUCACUGAUCUGUUGGCCAAGCUCGAGGGUAUCAUUCGUUUCUCGACGAUCAUCUCGAGGGAGUACGCGGCCGAAUGCGAAGCGAUCGCCACAGAAAUCCGAAAGAAGCUACAAUUAUGGAUAGAUCACGCGUGCUAUCGACUGCUGCGCAACAUCGAGGCAAACAUGAUCAGAGAGGACAUGAAAACGACCAGAUACGUGCGCGUAUCGAAUAAACUGGUGUGUUGCGUUUGGGCUCCGAUAGCGCUACCAAUCGGAAUGAAACGACUGACUGAAAAGGAGAAACGGCCGAUCGAGGUGGAAUUCCCGGAGAUGAAAUUAACGAUCAAAAUGCCGGCGGACGUGGAUUGUUACAGCAUGGCGGUUCGAGGACUUUGGCUGGCUUACGAUCAUUAUUCCGUCGAAACGAACUCGUGUCGCAUUCCUCAGCUUCCGGAGGAACUUCACCAAGUGUGGGAUCGUUCUCUCGACCUUUUAGAAUUUUCGAGAAGGGAGUACGAAGAGAAGCUCGGAAUACGGGAGGAGCAGGCCGAGGGACGACGCUUACGGUUGGAGGAAAAAAAGACGAUACUCGAGAGGAUGGAGAACCCGCCUGUUCUGCGCAGCGCUCAAAGAAGAAAACGCGGGAAGAAGCAGAAGAGACCGCGAUCGGCGAGAGGAGCCCGUCCGGAAUUCGAGGAGACGCUUAUGUCUUUUCUGCCCACGGAGAAGGAGUUGCUGCCAUAUUUGCCCACGCCCAACGAGAUCAUUCGACAGAGGGAAGACGAGCACAGGGAAAAGGUUCGAACGUUGUUAUUCACUCGGUGCGAGAAGACGGAAGUCAAUUUACGGAAAUACAGAAUCCUCAGGGGCGUGUUUCACGUGGAUCUCAUCUAUCAACCGCCGCAGCCUAAGGAUCUAGGGGAGGAGACCAGCUUAACGACUCUCGAGCUGCCCAAAGAACCGAAGUUCGUGCAAUUCUCGAGGCCUUACGUUCCACCGCAGCCAGCGCCCGAUUCCGAGAGGACGCCGGAAGUCAUCGAAGCCGAGAUAAAGGCCCUCGAAACCGCGAUGGAGGCGCUCGUUCUGAUUACUCUCGAGUUACCAGAGACGGUUUUUUGGUUCGAGCCGCCGUUGGUCGCCCACUGGAUACCGGAAAAGAAUAUCUGGUCGACCAGGGACGUCCACGAUAUCAAAUACAACGAGGAGAAGCAAACGAUCGCGUUCAGGAGCGGUAAAUUGGGCGUCCAUGGGCUGGCCGCCUACAAGUUCGCGAAUCUACCGUUCCAGAGCUGGGAACUGAAACCGGAAAUGGGGAAAACCGGUCGACUGAACGGCGGAGUCGUUCUGAGCGUCACGGGAGCCACGGUCCAAGCAGAGUUCAUCGUCAGGAACGAUCAAGUCUGUUUGAACUCGCUGGUGGGUGGCUCGUCGAAGCCGCUGGAAGGGCUGCUUAAGGAAUUCAUCGACCUGGAAUCUUUGAUCGAGAGAAUGCAACAGGUCGGAUGCGACCUCUUUCCCGAACGAGACGCCCGGAGCUAUUUGAAAGGACUAGCCACCAAGCAUCCGAUCGCUGAGAAACACUUGCGAGAGUGUAUGGCUUUGUUAUCCAGAGCCUACACCUUCGCUUGGUCUCGAUGGAACGCUACUCGAGACUUUUGGGAGAUCGUCCUACAGUUCAAAGAGGUGCACGGUUGCGUUGCCAAAGAGCGUACGAAUAUAACGCUGUUGGUCACCCUUUCGCAAACUAUGCGGAUACGUUGCACCGAGGUCAGCCCAGAGUUUUCAGACUUGCCUCUGGAGGACGAGGACACCAAGUUCUACGCGGACCUUUAUCAACUGGCUAUGAAUACUGCCGGCAUCAAGACUCGUCUCUUGAUAGAACAAACGUCGUUCAAACAGAUGACCACUGUCGCGCGUCUUCUCGAGCGUACCAACGUCAUUUGCAUGUCUUCUUAACGCGUUGGCUGUCAUGAUUACCAAAAUCGAAAAACCCCGAUAAUUGUAAAAUUCUAAAUAAUACCAAUUGAAACGCUAUAAAAUAAUAGAGUAUCUCUUACUACAGUUUGAACAAAUUUCAACAGCGUCGAUCCGUUAGGAAUUUGUAUUAUAAAAUUAAUGUAAACCGUAGACGCUUUAAAGUACGAUGUAAGUUUUAAAUUCGAACGAAUCUGGUAUAAAUAGCCAGGGAAUAAAUUAUUGACUCGAUAUGAAAUGUUGAAUAGAGCGCCAGCGGACGCCAUUGUCCCCCAACGACUAAAUAAAAGCUUCA